Molecule: messenger RNA, 4681 nt
Organism: Neopelma chrysocephalum (saffron-crested tyrant-manakin)
Lineage: Eukaryota; Metazoa; Chordata; Aves; Passeriformes; Pipridae
Gene: RANBP3
Product: RAN binding protein 3
Exons: 18
Coding region: 58-1806 (582 amino acids)
Biological process (GO): protein export from nucleus
Cellular component (GO): cytoplasm; nuclear pore
Molecular function (GO): GTPase activator activity
Source: RefSeq, a predicted model, not a curated record
CGGUGCGCGGCGCCGUCCGGCCGCGCGGUGCAUUGUGGGCGCGGCCGAGGCAGUAAAAUGGCGGACCUGGCGAACGAAGAAAAACCUGCCAUUGCUCCACCUGUCUUUGUAUUUCAGAAGGAUAAAGCACAGAAGUCCCCUGCAGAGCAAAAAGCUUUGUCGGAUUCAGGCGAGGACCCCCAGGGAGAGGUUGAGCCCCUCCACCAUGGUCUGGGUCAUACAGAACCAGCUGGUGAGCGCGACUCUGAGCACCCUGCUCCCACUGUGGCCUCAGUCAGUGCUACCCUGAGUCCCGCUGCUGCAGCCCAGCUUGCUCCUAUUCAUCAAGAACUGGCAGGGAGAUCAGCAGAUGGAUCAAGUCCAGAAGAUGGAGAUGAGUCUGAUCGAGAGGAUGGAAGUUACUGUCCACCUGUAAAACGUGAGAGAACUUCAUCCUUAACUCAGUUCCCUCCUCAGUCAGUAGCGAAGAACAAUGUCUUUAUGCCAUCAAGCUUCUGUGAACCCUCUACAGGCAAUUCUGACUCAGAACCAGAGGAGAAGAGCAGUGGAUUCCGGCUGAAGCCACCAAUACUUAUCCAUGGUCAGGCACCCAGUGCAGGUCUCCCCAGCCAGAAACCGAAGGAACAGCAGCGCAGUGUGCUCCGUCCAGCAGUGUUACAGGCACCAAAAGCUUUCUCACAAAUGGUUCUCAGCAGUGGCACUAAUGGUGUAAAUAUCCCGCCAGAUUCUGCAGCCACAUCAGAAUUACCAAGUGAUGCAACACUGAAAAGUUCUGACUCUGAAGAUAAGGCAGGAGAAUGUCAGAAAAAGGAGUCCAACAAUACUUCAGAUAACAGCUGUGAGAAGGCUGAACUAAAUGCACAGCAAGCGUUUGUAUUUGGGCAAAACUUAAGAGACAGAGUUAAGCUGGGAGAUGAGAGCGAUGAAAGUGCUGACGUGCAGAACGCUGGCCUUCCUACAGCAGAUGCACCUUCUGCAACCAACUAUUUCCUACAGUACAUCAGUUCCAGUGUAGAGAACUCUACAAACAGUGCAGAUGCAUCUAGCAACAAGUUUGUUUUCGGACAGAACAUGAGUGAGCGAGUCCUAAGUCCACCAAAAUCAAAUGAAGGUAGUACAGAGAGUAAUAAGGAGAAUGCUGCUACAGAGUCUGGGUCUGAAUCGUCUUCUCAGGAGGCCACGCCAGAGAAAGCUAAUAAUAUUUCAGAAUCACUGGCAGAGUCUGCAGCAGCCUAUACUAAAGCAACAGCCAGGAAGUGUUUAUUAGCGAAGGUAGAAGUGAUUACUGGGGAGGAAGCUGAAAGUAACGUCUUACAGAUUCAGUGCAAGCUGUUUGUAUUUGAUAAAAGCUCUCAGUCUUGGGUGGAAAGAGGUAGAGGACUCCUGAGACUCAAUGAUAUGGCCUCGACAGAUGAUGGAACGUUACAGUCUCGACUGGUGAUGAGGACUCAGGGGAGUCUCAGGUUAAUCUUAAAUACCAAGCUCUGGGCCCAGAUGCAGAUUGAUAAAGCCAGUGAGAAGAGCAUCCGGAUCACUGCCAUGGAUACAGAGGACCAGGGAGUUAAAGUUUUUCUUAUAUCAGCGAGCUCUAAAGACACAGGGCAGUUGUUUGCUGCUUUGCACCAUCGCAUCUUGGCCUUGCGGAGCAGGGUGGAACAGGAGCAGGAAGUUAAGAAUGUAGCACCUGAGCCAGAGGUAACACAGUCAAACGAGGAAGACAGUGAUGAUGAUGUCAUUGCACCUUCAGGAGCAGUUGGAAGUGGUCCUAAUGAUGAAGGUGACGGGCAGAACGUUGGCAGCACAUAGCAGAUGUGAGCCAACCUGCUUGCAAGGCUGCUAUGAACACCAUCUUGCAGGCACCUCUGGGUACCCCAGGCCAGCGAUUAUUUCAGGCAGUGUCGAAGGCUCCAGGACUAAAGAACUGUGCAUCCCUGUUCUGUUUGUUUGAUUUUUUUGGUCUGGAUCAGUAGAUUCCACACAAAAAAAAAGCAGACUUGGAAAAACUACCUGAAUGUGGUUUGGGACGUUGAAAGCUCAUCAUAUUGAUGAGCAAAAAAAAAAACAAAACAAAAAAAAAAACAAACACAAAAAAACCCAACCCCAGAACAAAACAAAAAAAAUCCCCCAGCCAACCCCCAAACAUUUCCCCUCUUCCUUGUAAUUGAAAUGGCACAUUACAGCUUGUCACAGCUUUUCAUUGGGACCUUUUGACUGUUUCUUCAGUAGUUCGUGUCUUGCAGGCGCCUCCGAGAUAGAACUUUUUGAUGCGGUUCCAACUCGAAUUCUGCUUUUGCAACCUCUACUCCCCCUUAUGCAGGGAAACCGUGUCCUCACCAAUUCCUAUGCUCACUGGCUGCCCUUUUGGGUUUCUUCUCUUUUUGGACUGCAGAUGGGGCAGGUUAUGUUUUUACCUUUCAAUCCCAACAGAGGUUGUGGACACCAUCGUUCCCUGUCUAGUGGGUUUGUAAACAGAGAGAAACAAAACAUUGUGGUUCACCAGAAAAGCUUUUUUAAUGCAGUAAUAAGAGACUUUAAAGCCCGCAGGAUGUUUUGCUAACUCCUUUCUUUCUUCCCAUCUCAUUAUUAUUAUUUGGGGAUUUAUAUUGUGGUGAAACUUUUUUAUUUUAGUUUUUCAAUAAGAUGCUCUUGUGUGUUGAAAAAGUGAAACUAUUGUUUUGUACUGUUCUGUUACUAUUUAAGGGAGAGCUAAGCCACUAUAAAUAAUAGAUGUUGCAUACAAUUUUUCUUAGAAAAUUAUGUUUCUGUGGCUACAGUGAAGUGUAGGAGGCAUACAGGUUACACCUUCAGAAAAGUUGAUGAGGAAAUAGCUGUUAGCCCUUGGAAGAAUAAAAUAAGCUCAUGUAAUGAGCUCCGCCAGCCAUUAAAAUAAAUUGUAUAAUAAAGCAGCUCAUUCAAUGGCUUGAUUCAACAAGCCAUUUAAGCACUUGCCUGACUUAACUACAUGUGAAUAAUCUUACUGAAGUCAAUGCAACUCUUCAUGCUUAAAGUUGAGGACAUUUUUAAAUAUCUUGCUGAAUUAAUGGCCUUAAAUAGAAAAUAUAACUUCUAACCCUUCCUGUCCCUGUUCUGUUUCCUUUUUCCCUGUUCAGUCUUGCAGCAUGAAGAAAAAGGUAAUACUGCCAGCCUUGAGUAGUUUGGGCUGAAGGUUAUUGUAUUCUGUUCCACCAAAAUAAAAGCAAGAAUGUGUUUUCCUGUGUGUAAUUCUGAAGUACUCCUACUGUAACCAUAACUCUUUUUUUGUUUUGUUUUUUAAUCUUUUGAGCCUUUUGUGUGAAAGUUGAGUUUUAUUUUGUUAUUAAAACAUAAACUAUGUUCUUGUCCAGCAAAGUUGGAAUUGGUAGUCACCAACGACAGUGACCAGGUCACUUUCACUAUAAAUUCCCCAAAUUGUUCUACUUCCUUUAUAAAUAGUUUACUGGUAGAUAAUUUCUCACUUGUUCUUCUUGUUCUUCUGUAGGUUAAGGACAUCUAAAAUGCACCACUUAAAUGCUUCUUCCCCUUUCAUUUUCUUUUAAUGUAGUACGAAUUGAAAAUGGAAACUCAGGUUAUAGCACAAAAUCAGCUUUGAAAUUGAAUAUUCAAAUAGCAGAACAGUCCUUAUUGCUUCUGUUUUAAUGAAACAUACUUUUCACUGGCAGUCAAAAACAAGUUUUUCCCUUUUAUUUGUUGUUAACCAUUGUUGGAGACUGAUGCUGUUGGGGCAGGGAGUGCUUUGCUUUUCCUGAUAGGCAGUUGAAAGGAACAUCUUGGAUUACUUUUCUGGGAAGUGAAAAGGGCUAAUGAUAAGCUGUGCCACUGCAUCUGUGAUUUCUUUGGAUUUGCCUGCUCAUACCUUCUUGCACUUUGAGGGUUUUUUUCUCCUUAGAAUUAUGGGGGUUUUUAACAAUGCACAGACCUGUUGCUGCACCCCAUACUCAUGCCAUGCUCCUACAGGAGCACAGCACGUUCUUCAGCACCCACCUCACAACUGUUUCUGCAUCACAAGGUCUGGGGGACUUCUGUACUUUCAAGUGAGUGACCUGCAUUUUGGAUCUGGGAUCUUUUUACAUUAUUAAGGUGCUCAGAAUUAAACUACUCUUUUCAAACAUCCUUGAACCAUAAAGCUGCUUCUUGUCAGCAGGUGGUUGUUCAUAAAGAAAACUAAUAAGGUGUCUUGGUGAACAGGUCUACUUGUGGGGAAAACAGGCAUUGUUUCCUGGUCCCAGACUUCAUGGGGUCUGUGCUGAGUCUCACUUUGAGGUGUUUUACCUGAAAUGCAGUUGAUGGUGCAUGAAGAUUCAAAAAAAUGAAAUAAGCAUGCUUGCUUUGAUGGGCUUUGGUGGUACACAAUCACCUAGAGCAUUCUAAAAACUUCAGCAACUAUUUACUGAUGCAGAUUUCAUUUUAGCUAGAAGCUUUGCAUAAAUGUUUAUAGUGAAGAGGGAAAUGUUACUGUGCACCCCUGACAGAAUUGGCUGUGGGUUGAGUUCAGGCCCUGCCCAGCAAGAUGUAGUUAGGCCAAAGCAAAACCCUGACUUAGCUCUCUGCUUCAAGCCUUAGUAAACCAGUGACAGGCAAAACUAGAUAGUGCCCACAUGUCUCAAAAGAUCUCUAUAAGACUGUCAUCCAAAUGUAUGUGGGAACUACAUUAAAACUUGUGCCAGCCAGCAAGCAAACAAAA